Messenger RNA from Gambusia affinis (western mosquitofish), 3420 nucleotides. It is a transcript of the gene prkra, whose product is annotated as protein kinase, interferon-inducible double stranded RNA dependent activator. The record is from RefSeq and is a predicted model, not a curated record. The transcript is spliced from 9 exons. Bases 416 to 1321 code for a protein of 301 amino acids. NCBI's taxonomy places the organism in Eukaryota, Metazoa, Chordata, Actinopteri, Cyprinodontiformes, Poeciliidae.
GUCAGAACGCCGCAUCUUUUUUCAGUCACAAUGCAAUUUUUGUGUUUUUAGUAUAUAUUUUUUUCCAAUUAAUUCCAAUUAAAUCCGGAAGCGUGCAUGCAUGUGAAUUAUAGUUAUUAUUGUACUUGUGAAAAUGUCCUAAAUCUUUCACGUUAGGCUUUUCUUUCGCUAUUCAUGGAAACCAUUUUAUUCGCUUUUCUGUGACGUUCUCUACAUUCUGGUUGUUGGUCGGGCUGUCCAGGCGCAGGUCACCGAGUAAAAUUUUAUCAACUUCGUGUGAGGGUAUCAAUAUUUUCAACAAGCCCUAAAAUACCCCUAACUCGGUGCUUUCAUCGUCAAACCAGUGAUUACCCUCGUCACUCCACUUGGACAUCUCGCUUGCUUCAGAUAAGCAGAACAAGCUUAUACCAUAAACAUGUCUGAACAAGCAUAUCAGUCACCAGCUACUCCUGACAGCAGCCUGAGCACACCAGAACCACAGAGGACGGGCUCCUGGAAGACGCCCAUACAAAUCCUGUAUGAACAUGGAGUCGUUAGUGGUGAUCUCCCCGUGUUUGUGAUGGAGAAAGCAGAAGGAGAGGCUCAUCAGCCCAGCUUCGUCUUCAGUGUGACAAUAGGAGGCAUUAAAUGUACAGGUCAGGGCCCCAGUAAAAAGGCAGCUAAGCAGCAGGCUGCAGAGGCCGCACUGAAAAUUUUGAACAUUGACUCCGAAAGUGGGGCCGUUCCUGGGAGGUCCAACACUAAUGGCGUCGUAGCAGAACCAAACAACCCUGUGGGCCUGCUGCAGGCCCUGGCGUUGCAGAGAAGAUGGCGCGUUCCUGAGUACAUUAUGUUAACAGAGUGCGGGCCGCCGCACCGAAAAGAGUUCACAAUAAUCUGUAGACUGGAGUCGCUCACAGAACAGGGGGUUGGAAACACCAAAAAAGCAGCAAAAAAGGAAGCAGCAGAGAAAAUGGUGGCGAAGCUUCAGAGUUUAUCGGGAUCCUCUGAGAUCACAUGGAUUCCUAAUCCGACCGUUUGCUUUGAGAACAUCAGGAACUCCACAGCAGAGAAGAUCUCUCUACUCAGGAGAAACCCUCUGAGCAUUCCCAACACCGACUACAUUCAGAUGCUGCUAGAUUUCUCCAAAGAGCAAGGCUUUGAGGUCACAUACUUUGACAUAGAUGAGCUGACGGUGAACGGUCAGUACCAGUGCCUGGCAGAGCUGUCCACCUCCCCCGUCACCGUGUGCCACGGCACCGGCAUCUCCUGCAGCAACGCCCACAACGACGCAGCGCACAGCGCCCUCCAGUACAUGAAGAUCAUGGCUUCCAGCAAAUGAAAGUCCCACCUGCACCACUUGAUUCUCUACCUGACACCAUCAUCUGUACUCAUCUGUGUCACCGAGCAGCUCCACAUGAUUUCUGCUGAUUUUAUUGGAACUGAUGAGAUGAAAAGAGCCAAAACUUUUAGCAUAGGCGGGUUUAUCAUGGUGCUUUUAAGAGGCUUCAACUAUCCAGAAUAUUUAAGCAAAUGUUAAGUAAGAGCAACGACUUAGCUUUUUAACUUACCUUGAACUAAUCAUGCUUUGUUCGUUUAGAUUUUACACUUCUGGCUCAGUUCUUUCACUUGCUUUACAGACAGGAGGCAAGUUACUUUAAUUUCCAGUUAGUUUUUUUUGUUUGUUUGUUUUUUUACUGCCAUCACAAAAAAUUAUGUAUCAGAAGUUAUAGUUUGACUGUUUGGAAUGUUUCCAUUUAAAUCCACCCCAGAAAUUCAGUUUGUAAACAGUGGAUCCAGAAAGUGUUCACAGUGCUUCCCUUUUUCCACAUUUUAUGUCUCUUUUCUCAAAAUCCUCUGCCCUUCUCCCUCGACCGCUCAGUUUAAAGGGCCAGCCAGCCCUGAAUCCUUCUUCCAUUUACCAAUGAUGGAGACUAGUGAGCUCUUUGGGACCUUCACCAGAUCUGAGCCUCAAGACAAUUCUUUUGAUUUCAUUCUUUGCGUUUGACCUCUGACCUGCACUAUUAAUUGUGGAACCGUAUAUAGAUGCAGGUGCCUUUCAAAAUCAGGUCCAAUCAGCUGUAUUUGCCACAGGGGGACUCAAUUUAAGCUGCAGAAUCAUCAAAAUUUUGAGCUUCAUAGCAAAGGCUCUGAAAACUUACAGUGGGGCAAAAAAGUAUUUAGUCAGCCACUAAUUGUGCAAGUUCUCCCACUUAAAAAGAUGAGAGAGGCCUGCAAUUUUCAUCAUAGAUAUACCUCAACUAUGAGACAAAAGGAAAAAAAAAAUCCAGAAAAUCACAUUGUCUGAUUUUUAAAGAAUUUAUUUGCAAAAUAUGGUGGAAAAUAAGUAUUUGGUCAAUAACAAAAGUUCAUCUCAAUACUUUGUUAUAUAGCCUUUGUUGGCAAUGACAGAGAUCAAACGUUUUCUGUAAGUCUUCACAAGGUUUUCACACACUGUUGCUGGUAUUUUGGCCCAUUCCUCCAUGCAGAUCUCCUUUAGAGCAGUGAUGUUCUGGGGCUGUUGCUGGGCAACACGGACUUUCAACUCCCUCCAAAGAUUUUCUAUGGGGUUGAGAUCUGGAGACUGGCUAGGCCACUCCAGAACCUUGAAAUGCUUCUUACGAAGCCACUCCUUCGUUACCAGGACGGUGUGUUUGGGAUCAUUGUCAUGCUGAAAGACCCAGCCACGUUUCAUCUUCAAUUUGACGAUACAUGGCCCCAUUCAUUCUUUCCUUCACACGGAUCAGUCGUCCUGGUCCCUUAGCAGAAAAACAGCCCCAAAGCAUGAUGUUUCCACCCCCGUGCUUCACAGUAGGUAUGGUGUUCUUUGGAUGCAACUCAGCAUUCUCUCUCCUCCAAACACGACGAGUAGAGUUUUUACCAAAAAGUUCUAUUUUGGUUUCAUCUGACCAUAUGAUAUUCUCCCAGUCAUCUUCUGGAUCAUCCAAAUGCUCUCUAGCAAACUUGAGACGGGCCUUGACAUGUACUGGCUUAAGCAGGGGGACACGUCUGGCACUGCAGGAUUUGAGUCCCUGGCGGCGUAGUGUGUUACUGAAGGUAGCCUUUGUUACUUUGGUCCCAGCUCUCUGCAGGUCAUUCACCAGGUUCCCCCGUGUGGUUCUGGGAUUUUUGCUCACCGUUCUUGUGAUCAUUUUGACCCCACGGGGUGAGAUCUUGCUUGGAGCCCCAGAUCGAGGGAGAUUAUCAGUGGUCUUGUAUGUGUUCCAUUUUCUAAUAAUUGAUCCCACAGUUGAUUUCUUCACACCAAGCUGUUUACCUAUUGCAGAUUCAGACUUCCCAGCCUGGUGCAGGUCUAUAAUUUUGUUUCUGGUGUCCUUUGACAGCUCUCUAGUUUUGGCCAUGGUGGAGUUUAGAGUGAGAUUGUGGACAGGUGUCUUUUAUACUGAUAACGGGUUCAAACAGGUGCUAUUAAUACAGGUA